AUGGCUGCAGCUGAUCAGAAUCAGAUGCCUGCAGAGUCCGCAACCCUUCACGGGCUGCUAAUCAAUCUGUCGCACGUAUACAUGAUUUAUACGGGUAGGUUGGAGGGCAAAGUUGCAAUAAUAACAGGAGGAGCUAGAGGGAUUGGAGAGGCAACGGUAAGGCUUUUCGCGAAGCAAGGAGCAUUUGUAGUCAUCGCAGACGUGGAAGACGGGAUUGGGACUCUCUUGGCCAAUUCUCUAUCCCCUUCAGCCACUUAUAUACACUGUGAUGUAACGAUUGAACGAGACAUGGAAAACCUAAUCAACUCAACCGUCUCCAUCUACGGUCGCCUCGACAUUCUCAUCAACAAUGCUGGGAUUCUCGGCAACCAGACAAAGCACAAAAAGAGCAUCCUCCAUUUCGAUGCGGAGGAGUUUGACAGAAUCAUGAGAGUGAAUGUGAGAGGGAGUGGGCUUGGCAUGAAACAUGCGGCCAAAGUGAUGGUGCCUAGAAGAAGUGGGUGCAUUAUAUCUAUGGCUAGUGUUGCUGGGCUCAUGGGUGGGCUUGGGCCUCAUGCUUAUACUGCCUCGAAGCAUGCAAUUGUUGGGCUCACAAUCUCUCCUUUUGGAGUUGCAACUACCAUGCUUAUCAAUGCAUGGAGGAGUGGCGAAGAAGAAAAAGAUGAUGAUGAUGAUGGAGUUGAGAAGAUGGAGGAAUUUGUGAGAAGUAUAGGGAACUUGAAAGGUGCAACUUUGAAAGCUAAAGACAUAGCCGAGGCUGCUCUUUUUCUUGCCAGUGACGAAUCUAAGUAUGUGAGUGGUCAUAAUCUUGUUGUAGAUGGUGGGAUUACUACCUCAAACAACUGUGUGGGAUUGUAGCAUACUAGUCUUCAAUGAACUUUUCAUCUUUUUCAUUAAAGUUUCAUUGAUG
Tripterygium wilfordii is the source of this 910-nucleotide messenger RNA. RefSeq names its product short-chain dehydrogenase reductase 2a-like. The record is from RefSeq and is a predicted model, not a curated record. Lineage: Eukaryota; Viridiplantae; Streptophyta; Magnoliopsida; Celastrales; Celastraceae.